AUGCAGAGGCCGAGCGCUCCAGGCGCCGCGUUCUCCAUAGACUCGUUAAUCGGCUCCCCGCAGCCGCGGCCGGGCCACCUGCUUUACACGGGCUACCCGAUGUUCAUGCCGUACAGACCGCUGGUCAUCCCGCAGGCCCUGUCUCACUCGCCCUUACCGUCCGCGAUUCCCCCUCUCGCGCCUCUGGCGUCCUUCGCCGGUCGGUUAACCAACACGUUCUGCGCGAGCCUGGGCCAGGGCAUGCCCUCCAUGGUGGCCCUGACCACCACGCUGCCGGGGUUUUCGGAGCCCGCGGACGGUUUCUACCCGCCCCAGGAGCUCACCGGGCCCAGGCUCAGCGCGGACGCGGCGAUCGGGCGCCAGGAGAGUCCGCACGAGGAGCUGCACGCGCGCGACAAGGCAGCCGAGCUCCUCAACUUUUCGGAAAGUUUUCAGACGGUGGCAGGUGAGACCAAACUCUACAGCUCAGACGAUGAGAAGCUGGACCUGAAGUGCGCCGAGGCGGCGUGUAGCGAGCGAGAGGACAGCUCGGGGGACAGCGAGAACGAGAGCUUCUCGGACGGACACAGCUGCGGCUCCAAGAGCAAGCUGAAAGGCGAGUCCCUGAGCAGCGCGGCGGCGGCGACAGCGGCGGCGGCGGCGGUGUCCGGCGGCGCGUCUUCGGCGGGAAAGAGCCGGCGGCGGCGGACAGCGUUCACGAGCGAGCAGCUGCUCGAGCUGGAGAAGGAGUUCCACUGCAAGAAGUACCUGUCUCUGACCGAGCGCUCGCAGAUCGCACACGCGCUCAAGCUCAGCGAGGUGCAGGUGAAGAUCUGGUUCCAGAACCGGCGCGCCAAGUGGAAGCGCAUCAAGGCGGGGAACGUGAACAGCCGCUCCGGAGAGCCCGUGCGCAACCCAAAGAUCGUCGUGCCCAUCCCGGUGCACGUCAACCGCUUCGCUGUCAGGAGUCAGCACCAGCAGAUCGAGCAGGGCGCGAGGCCGUGAACUAUACCCCAAACAAACGCAAAACUCGUUCCUGAAAUGCAUAAAAAUAAAUGCAUGAAGCACAAAAACACAAACGAGGGAACUGAUCAAACAAAACUCGUGCAUCAAACAAA
This is a messenger RNA of Clarias gariepinus (North African catfish), 1097 nucleotides long. It is a transcript of the gene gbx1, whose product is annotated as gastrulation brain homeobox 1. Gene Ontology annotation, molecular function: RNA polymerase II transcription regulatory region sequence-specific DNA binding; DNA-binding transcription factor activity, RNA polymerase II-specific. Gene Ontology annotation, cellular component: nucleus. Lineage: Eukaryota; Metazoa; Chordata; Actinopteri; Siluriformes; Clariidae. Gene Ontology annotation, biological process: regulation of nervous system development; regulation of transcription by RNA polymerase II. The coding region runs from base 1 to 984 and encodes 327 amino acids. The record is from RefSeq and is a predicted model, not a curated record. The transcript is spliced from 2 exons.